AUGGGAGAAACCGUGCAUAACGACGUCAUCUAUGUGGCGGUGAAUCAAGAUGUUCGAGAAAGUAAAUUAACUUUGUUAUGGACAUUGAAGACUCUUCCCGUGAAGAAGCUCUGCCUUCUUCAUGUUCAUGUUCCAUUCUCGCUAAACUCUUCUUCAUGUGGGCUUGAUGAAAGUGAGAUCAAUGCAAUCCAAGAAUCAGAGCUGAAAUCUUCAUAUGACAGCCUCUACAAGUACCGUGAUCUCUGUACAAACAAAGGGGUUGAUGAAGAGGAUGUGGAUAUAUCAUUGAUAUCAGGAUAUGGUGUGGGUGAAGGGAUUGUGGAACUCAUCUAUCAAAACAACAUCAGGAAGCUCGUUAUGGGAGCAGCAGCUGAUCCUCACUAUUCCAGGGGAAUGUCUAUCACAUCUAGAAAAGCAGAGUAUGUGAGUCAACAUGCACCUGAUUGCUGUAAAAUGUGGUUGAUCUGCAAAGGGAAACUCAUCCAAAAAAGAGAAGGAAGUUUCGGCAUUGGGAAUCCAUCAGAUUCGUUCUCAGAAUUCGAAGGUUUUGCUCAGAAACCAAGCAAAGAAAGAGGAAGGGAUGAUGACGAAACCGAUUCAGAACGGAUUAGAAAAACUGAAGAAGAACCAAAGAGAGCAAAGAAAGAAGAUGAGGAGACAAAAAUAAAGGACAGCGAAGCAGACACGAGUCCAUGUCCCGAAGAUUUCAUUUGUCCCAUUUCAAUGGAGAUAAUGAGAGAUCCUCAUGUGGCUGCUGAUGGAUUCACUUACGAGGAAAAGGAAAUAAGAAGGUGGCUAAAUGAAGGGAAUAAUAAGUCGCCAAUCACAGGAGUUAGGCUCGCUCAUCUCCAUCUUACCCCUAACUUCACUCUUCGCUCACUCAUCAAGGACUGGCUCCAUCACCACCCGAAUUAUAGAUAUUGAUUAAUCAUAUAUAUACUCCCAUAGAUAUAUAAUUAAGAUGUCAGACUUUGUUGUGAAGUUUGGGAAUUGCUCUGUAAGAAAAGUAAAGUAUGUACAAUAAAAAACUUCAUGUGUUCACCGUUUUGAUACAUGACUAUUUAUGAAAGCAUCAGUUUUGUUUG
Messenger RNA from Eruca vesicaria subsp. sativa (arugula), 1085 nucleotides. NCBI's taxonomy places the organism in Eukaryota, Viridiplantae, Streptophyta, Magnoliopsida, Brassicales, Brassicaceae. The record is from the annotation of a GenBank genome assembly.